Molecule: messenger RNA, 2759 nt
Organism: Aedes aegypti (yellow fever mosquito)
Lineage: Eukaryota; Metazoa; Arthropoda; Insecta; Diptera; Culicidae
Gene: Oatp33Eb
Product: solute carrier organic anion transporter family member 1C1
Exons: 8
Coding region: 157-2670 (837 amino acids)
Biological process (GO): transmembrane transport; sodium-independent organic anion transport
Cellular component (GO): membrane
Molecular function (GO): protein binding
Source: RefSeq, a predicted model, not a curated record
CUGCAAGCUCGAUUAUUCAGUCAAUAGUUAGCUCAUGUUAUAACAGUAUAGAUUUACGCUGUCCUGCCAAAUUUCCGUUCGGUUCAGUAUGUAUUGUAAUAAUUAAUAGUUUGAAGUAAGCUAAAAAGCUAGUGAAAAAAACACCGGGCCUUGAAAAUGAUUCGGCCAGCUUCAUUGAUUCGCGACGAGGACGAUCGAUUUCCGCAGUUCCAGGCCAACGCAAGUCACAUUCGGGAGGAUUCGAUCGAUUGUGGCAUCAAGGCCUGCAAUUGCUGCAAUGGGCCAGGAUGUCAACGGCUAGGAACGACCACAUCGUUCUUGGUGAUUCUGUCGCUGUUGGGAUUUGUUCAGGGAGGGGUCGAAGCGUAUUUCCGGAUCGCUGCCCACCAAGCUGCCAGUGAACAUGACCUGGAUCCGUUCAUCGUGGAUUGGCUGCUGGUGACCAACGGAAUAGCGCAGGGCGUGUUGGCACUGCUCGUGGCCUAUUGGGGCAAUCGAUUGCACCGUAUCUCGUGGCUCGGAGGCACUUUCAUGCUACAAUCUGUUGGACUGCUGCUGCUAAUCAUACCAACGCUGAGUCACAAUUCAGAUGACUCCCAAACAAUCGCUGCUUCGCAGGUGGAAAACGUAUGCGUCUUGGAACAGUCGGCCGAAAUGAAAAUGGAACAUCCGUACGCCAUCACAACCCUGGUAUUGAUGUUCAUCGCCCAGGCAGUGAUCGGUAUUGCCAACAUUGCCUUCUAUUGCUUGGGAAUGAGCUAUAUGGAUGACAAUUUGCGGGAACAUCAGAGUCCCGGGUACAUUGGAUGUGCCCUGGGUGCUCGGAUUUGGGGCCAACAGUUUGGUCUCGCCAUAGUGCUAGCCGUUGGGGCCACCUCCUUGAGUUGGUGGCUCGGUUGGGUCAUAAUUGGUCCCAUAGUUUUCAUACUGGGCUUCCUGAUUGCCCUCUUCCCGAAGAGACUGCUUUCUACCUUGGUCCGGCAAGCGGCAGAUGACAUCAUUGAAACGGCCACCAACAACAGCACCCAAUCUUUGCCCGGCCACAAGUGGUUGGCCGAUAUAGCUUUUGCACCAUCAUUGAAACGCGUUUUCACCAACGGUAUUCUGAUCUUCAACGUGCUGGCGCUGGUGUUUGUUCACACCGGUAUCACCAACUUCAAUGCUCACGAGCAAAACUACCUUCAGUCGCGCUUCUUCCUGCCCACGUCCAAUGUGAACGGGUUGAACGAUGAGUGGACGUCCAGAUUGAUCACUAACCUACUGAGGCCACCGGUGGUGGCGCUGGCAAUUGUCGUAGCUGGGUUGAUUAUUGCUAAGGCGAAUCCUAGUCCAAGGAAAAUUGCUGGCUGGAACAUCAUUGUGGGCGUAAUCGCUGUCGGUUUGUUUGUCGCGUUCAUAUUUCUGUCGUGCGACAACGAGCGAAUUGCUGGAGCCUAUCGGGGAAGGCUGACUAAGCCGUUCUGCGCUUCCAACUGUAUCUGCUCGGAGAAUGUCCCGUUUUCGCCGGUAUGCCCCCAGGACAGUGUCUUUACCUAUUUCUCCCCGUGCCAUGCGGGAUGCCAGAAUCGCACCGAAAUCAACGAUGUCACGGUCUAUACGGAUUGCUCGUGUGGAAUCGAUACGGAACUGGUGCUAGCAGAUGGCGGAAUCGCUACUGUGGGAGCUUGCGGAAUGGGCGAUUGCCAAAAGUAUUGGAUCAUCUUCCAGGUGCUCAGUGUCGUUGUGUCGGCCUUGCUGGCAUCUGCCUUGAUCGGGAAGUUGAUCAUCUCGAUUCGCACGGUGCUUCCCCAGGACAAAGCAUUGGCGCUUUCGGUGGAGAUGACUUUGGUUGGCCUUGUCGCCUAUCUACCGGGAACAGCUGCCUACCAGGCUAUUGCUCUGCACGCGUGUCAGUUUUGGUCAACCGAUCAGCGAAGAUGUUUCAUCCAUGAAAAUCCAUUCUUCGGCACCACACUAAACAUACUAACUGCAGUAUUAAUUGCAAUUGGUGUACUGUUUGAGGCGCUCGUAUACUAUUUCGUACGUGACCUACCACUUUACGGUAAUGAUCCUGACGAUGCUAUAAGCCCGAUUGAGAUGCGGCUUAUGACGCAACAAGUGAGAAACAGUUCCCGACAAACAACUUCUCCUGAAACUGAAGCACAGCCAUACAGCGUUCUACAAGAUCAGCCAGAUGGAGAUCCAACCGCCCAAUCUAAUAGCAUAAUGCAAGCCUCUACUAUACCGGCUCAAGAUUCGCCCGUUAUCAGAUCUAUCCAAGGCACUCAAGAAGACUACCCCAGAAACCAUCGAUCCAUUUCUCCCAUAGCUGGACCGUCAUCUUCGACCACCUACGCUCAAGUGAUAAGACAACUGCCAACCCGAACAGAAUCCAGUGAUAUCGAUGAUCAACUAGACUUCCGAUCAGCUAGCAGCCUUCAACCAGCCGGAACAGAUGACGACGAUACAGAUUCCGAGGACACUCGAUUGCACAAAUCGAACGGACCACUUUCGAUGCUCAGGGACUACUCGGGCAUGAAUCCGGCUACAUACGGAGCAGCCAGCGGCACGCGACAACUAGAUUCAUUGCAGUCUAGCGUAGCAAGCAGUUCCGGAGGUUUCGGCAAUCAACCACGGACGACGACAGCCAACAGAAAUGGACGGCCGAUGAGUCCGGAAACGGACUUUUAGACCAAUUAGUAUUCUUAGAAACAUCGAAAUAGUUUUACUAUGAUUAAGUGAUGACAAACAAUAAAAUAAUGUUAAAAGACAAAGUGAAA